Molecule: messenger RNA, 2022 nt
Organism: Medioppia subpectinata
Lineage: Eukaryota; Metazoa; Arthropoda; Arachnida; Sarcoptiformes; Oppiidae
Source: the annotation of a GenBank genome assembly
AUGUAUAGUGAAUUGACAUCAAAAGGGGAUGACUUUACGAAACAGAUGUUUCAGAUGUAUAAUACAUUAGAAGAUAUCGUCCACUCGUCCAAAAUGAACGAUAACACUACCGACAGCCGAAGUCUGGAUCAGUUGUAUGCGGACAAUCACUCCGUGACGGGAGCGGAGAUGAUGUCAAAGUCCAAUACAUUGACAAAUAGUAAUUGUAAUAAUGGAUGCGUUAAUAGUAGUGUUGAUAGUCUUAUAUUCAACGCCAAUCCCACGCACCAGAAGUCGAGUAAUAAUAUUUGCGAAAGCAAUCAAUCGCAUUGCGUUAACAAUAGCGGCGAUAAUCAUAUCGUGAAUCCAUUGCUGGACACAAUCAAUUCGCUCACGUCUUGUAGCGACAGUUCAGACGAGUGUGACAUCAAUAAGAAGUGUUACCAACGAAACGAAAGACACCGACGGAUACUAAACGGCGGUUCGCGUCCUUUGAAUCGCAAGUCCUGUAACUAUUACUACAGCAGUUCCGACGCCGAGUCCAUCUCCGGCUAUACGGGAACCAAUUCACUCGAGUCCGGCUAUAAGUCUGAUUACUUGGGAUCCAAUACACCCGAGAUUAUCGAUGGCUCGUCGCUGUCCUCCUUUGGCACAGCCAUUGAUUGCGCCGAACCGCUGAAGACGACCACAACCGCUGCCAUUCAUCCGAUCCCCGACGCCGUCAAUGAGGCCAUCACUCAUCAAAUGUCGGGCAUUGAGUCCACUAAUAAUACGAAGAAGAAUGCGUUUAAAGAGACCUCAAAUAAUAACUCCAAUUCAAAGACAUCGUUGGAUAAGAAUUACAGCAAUAAUAAUACAAACGUUAACAACAAAUACAUAAAGUGUUUGAUUGAUAAUCAAAGCCAACAACAGAAACACCAGAAGCAGAGCUCAGACGACGCCAGCAGUACUUGUAGUGCGGAAUCGUAUCAAACGUCAAACCAUUCUUCUUCGGCUAAUCACGCGACUAAUACUCAACGCAAGACAAGUGGAGGAAUGUUUGGCGAGAAGAUUGCCAACCGAUUGAAAGCGUUUUCAAACGACACACAAUUGGAUCAUUUGCUGAAACUCAGAAAAUCGUUGCUAAAGGCGUUGAAACGCUGCGAAAAGAUCUCAUCGCCGGUGAAUUCGCGCGACGGCUCUCCCAUUACGGUCGCCGGCGGUGUCUCCGUCUCGAGUCGCUCUUCCAGUCCGGCCUCCACUGUAAUCAAGUCCUAUGCAAACAACAACUCGUCCGCCAAUUGCCGGCGACUCAGAGAUGAAACGGAUAAGUGUGGCCAGAGAUUGGCCUCUUCGCCGCUUACUAUCAGGUCCACGACGACCGGCGAACCGGAUCUCUCGGACCGGCAGUCGACGAUGGAGUCGAUGGCCAACUCGUGUCCAAACGGCUCAACGCAUAACAAGAGCGUGCGUUUCAAUAGUUCAGUGAAGUUCAGUACAAACUGCACACAACUGAAUAGAAAGCAACAAAUUAGCGGUAAUUAUGUGUCGAAUAAGUCAAUACUGAAGGACCCGCUCUGCGAGACACUGAGGACCGCCAUAAAGGCCGGAGAGUUUGCCAAUAAUUGUUCGCUUGAGGGCGAGAUCGACGAGCUAUUGUACGGACGCACCGGUGCUUAUUAUUACGCCCCACAACAACAGCCCCAACAGUCGUCCACCACUACUACCACUACUUCCAGCAAACGUAUGGAUAGUACAGGUAGUGGUCAUCAUUUGGCGGAUGAGUUAAUGUGUCCCUCGUCUGCAUACGUGGCUAUGAUUGAGGAGAAGUAUCGCACACUAACCGCCGCUAAUGGCAGCUCCGGCUAUGGUUACAGUGGCGGUGGUGUUGUUGUUGGGGGCAAACUAUGCACCACAACAUCCAGUGCCGCCAAUUCCAAGAAAACGAUAAAUACUAGUAAAGUCAACAUCGAAAUACAUAAAAACAUUAAAGUCUCUGUUAAAUGCAAUUUUGGUGUCGAAAGCAAUUACCAGAAUAAUAGACAUAAAGAUUAUAAGCCUUAA